Molecule: messenger RNA, 972 nt
Organism: Euleptes europaea (tarantolino)
Lineage: Eukaryota; Metazoa; Chordata; Lepidosauria; Squamata; Sphaerodactylidae
Product: olfactory receptor 6X1-like
Exons: 1
Coding region: 1-972 (323 amino acids)
Biological process (GO): G protein-coupled receptor signaling pathway
Cellular component (GO): membrane
Molecular function (GO): G protein-coupled receptor activity; olfactory receptor activity
Source: RefSeq, a predicted model, not a curated record
AUGAUGAAUGCAUCAGCUGUGACCGAAUUUAUCCUCGUGGGGAUUCCAUUUCUCUACGAUCUACACAGGGUUUUCUUUGCCUUGGGUUUAUUCAUGUACAUCACAGCCAUUUUGGGGAAUGGAUUUAUCCUCGUCAUUGUGGCCAUUGAGCCAAGACUUCAGACUCCCAUGUACUUCUUCCUGAGCAACCUGGCUUUUUUGGAGAUCUGCUACACCACAACUGUGGUACCAAAGCUACUACAAACGCUUAUAGAAACGCGGACCACAAUUUGUUUCCAUUGCUGCAUGGCCCAGAACUUCUUCCACUUCACAUUUGGAGGUACGGAGCUUUUAAUCCUGACUGUGAUGUCCUUUGACCGCUAUUUGGCCAUAUGCAAGCCGCUCCAGUACCCAAUGGUUAUGACCAAGAAUGUUUGCAUUCAGUUGUCUUUGGCCACUUGGUACUCAUCCUUCAUCGUCAUGUUUUUUCAGUGUCUCCUUGUAUGGAGGAUGCCUUUCUGUGAUUCCAAUGUUGUUGACCAUUUCUUCUGUGAUGCUGCUCCCAUGUUCAGCCUUGCGUGUACUGAUACUCACCUCAGUGAGCUUCUGGGAUUGCUCAGUGCUGUCUUACUGGUUAUUUUGACCUUGAUCUUCACCAUAGUCUCAUAUGUUUGUAUCAUCUCCACCAUAAUGUGCAUUCCUUCAGCUGUCGGGCGCAAGAAGGCCUUCUCCACCUGUACAUCUCACCUGAUUGUGGUGUCUAUAUUGUAUGGAGCACUGAUGGUCAUGUAUGUGAGGCCCACUCUGCAUUCCUCAUCUCAUUUGACCAGGGUACUAGCGGUGCUGAACACUUCCCUUAUUCCAAUGUUGAACCCUUUCAUUUACACAAUAAGGAACACAGAGGUAAAGGCUGCUGUCAGGAAUGCAAUCCAUAAAAAGAGACAGUCGUUGAAUGAAGAUUUUUUAAGUGUGUUGAAAAAAGUCAGCAAAUAA